AUGUGCAAAACGUCGCCGGGGACGUGCCAUCGCUCCAGCGUCCUGAAGCAGCUGGAGACCUGGGCGCAAUUCCCGCACCGUGCCCAGCUCCUUUUUGUGGAGCAGCUGGCGCUGGAGCUCUCUGAGCAGUUGGAUGUGGCAGGCGAUGCCUCGUCCAGGUGCCGCGCAAUUUCAGACCACAAUGCGCAUCCGCAGCCGUCAGCAUUUCCGCAUGAUGCCUUGCUGUACGAGCAGCCGCCGAGUUGCAAGAAAUUGUGUUUGCGCCGUUUCUCACUUUUUCCUGCUUCAGCUGAGCUAAAGCGCAAGAGCUGGGGCUCCGAUUCCACCCGGUCGGGCUCAUCGGAAGAUUCCUUGGAAGAGCAGCCGCCGAAUCACAAAGAGAAUCCGCAGCAGCCAGCAUUGCCGCAUGCUGCCUUGGUGGGCACUGCCGCGGAGACUGGUGAGUCACUGAAAAUUUCUCCUCUGACGACGCCGACAAAUGCAAGCUCUGGUCUGCAGCCGCUUGAGUUUAUUCUGAGGCCCCGGGAGAAUGUCCGUGAACUGCCAGCCUUUCUGGAUGUCUUUGGCCCCUUCGAGCUUCCAGAGCAUGUGUUGCUCAAUCUCUUGCCGUACCUUUCUGUGGAUGACCUCAUGGAGUGGCGGGUGACUUCCCGCCAGACCAGAAGUCCCAGAGUCUUGAUACAGCACCUGUCCGAAAUGGGCAGGUUGGCCAGGUCCCACUCAAUCGUUGAGUUUUCGGCACAAUGGAAGCGCGGUACUCAAGAUCCCGACGCCUUUGACGACGAAACGGCAGAGGAUGGCAGGCAACGGAAGUUGUUCGAGUGUCGCUGGUGGUGCAUGAGGCUGGCGUGCGCGGACAAGACUCAUUUCCCGGAAAGUGACGUCAACGACAUCGUCAGCGCGAACCUUCGAGCUCUCUUGGUGCACUGCCGUGACGGGGAUGUUUCUGUGAGGACACAUGCGCACCAUCUUCUUGGCAACUAUGGGUUUGGCGGCCUGCCUUUUGUGAAGCAGAUGAUCGCCGAAUCCAUGCUUGAGCAAAUGGAAGACCUGUUGCCAGAGUCUGCCGAAAUCAGCAAAGAGGCCUUGGAGCAGGUAAUGCAGUGUGGAAAGCAUCUUACCCGCAUUCUGCGCGCACUGACGAAGCCUCAGCGUCAGAAGUGGGUGUCCCUGUUGGUCAGAGCCCUCCAAAGUGAGGAGUCAUUUCAGGCCCAAUUCCAGGAGACCCUGUUUUCUGACCUGAAGCUCCUGUGGCGAGUUGACGACGAUCCCAGACGAACCUAUGCAGAAGCAGACCAGCAACUGAAGGCUUUCUCAAAGCAUGCCAACAAAGAAUUGCGGGGAGAGAUUUGGAGGCUGAGAAACUGCUGA
Symbiodinium necroappetens is the source of this 1371-nucleotide messenger RNA. The record is from the annotation of a GenBank genome assembly. NCBI's taxonomy places the organism in Eukaryota, Dinophyceae, Suessiales, Symbiodiniaceae.